GGAGACAUUAUACUUCAGCAACAUCUUCUUGCAACUCAUCUGUACUCUCUCCUCCUGACAACAUGUGCUGCAACUACUAUGGCAAUUCCUGUGGCUAUGGCUGUGGCUAUGGCUCAGGCUAUGGUUGUGGCUAUGGCUCAGGCUAUGGCUGUGGCUAUGGCUCAGGCUAUGGUUGUGGCUAUGGCUCAGGCUAUGGCUGUGGCUAUGGCUCAGGCUAUGGCUGUGGUUAUGGCUCCAGCUACUAUGGCUGUGGCUAUGGUUCUGGCUAUGGCUGUGGCUAUGGUUCUGGCUAUGGCUGUGGAUAUGGCACUGGCUGUUAUCGCUACCGACCAUUUUGUUAUAGAAGAUGUUAUUCUUCUUGCUGCUAAAACAUCACUGUCAGAGGACCAUCUCCUUCUGAAAUGACAGCUCCGAAGAUAAUGUUGAUUCAAGGAUCCAUAAUCUGAGAUUUCUAUAUCCAACAAAUGACAGUCUUGACAGUCUGACCUCAGCUACGAAUUUCCUGGAAUAGCAUCUUUGUAGCUGUAGGGUCCAUGGUAUCAUCUCACUAUGUUCCAAAUGAUAGCCUUUGCUGAUUCUCUCACUAUAACUGAUUUUCUGUGGUAACUGUAUUAAUGAAUGUAACAUCUAUAGUUGGGUAAAGUCACUUAUUUUCAAUAAAAAUGAUCCUUGGUUUCUAACAACUA
Messenger RNA from Oryctolagus cuniculus (rabbit), 686 nucleotides. The record is from RefSeq and is a predicted model, not a curated record. NCBI's taxonomy places the organism in Eukaryota, Metazoa, Chordata, Mammalia, Lagomorpha, Leporidae.